This is a messenger RNA of Micropterus salmoides (largemouth bass), 4951 nucleotides long. It is a transcript of the gene edrf1, whose product is annotated as erythroid differentiation regulatory factor 1. The coding region runs from base 441 to 4166 and encodes 1241 amino acids. Gene Ontology annotation, biological process: positive regulation of DNA-templated transcription. The transcript has 25 exons. The record is from RefSeq and is a predicted model, not a curated record. NCBI's taxonomy places the organism in Eukaryota, Metazoa, Chordata, Actinopteri, Centrarchiformes, Centrarchidae.
AACCGGAAGUUGUUGUUUGCUCGGUGCUCGCACUAACUUGUGCUCUGACAACAACAGACUGGCUGACUGGUAAAGAAGAGAAGAAGCUGCAGGCUUAUUCAGCUAGUUAAGUAAGGGCUACACAUUACUUAUGCUAAAAAAGCGACAACAGCCUCUCAUGUGAGUGUCGUUUAGCUUUAAUUGAACAACCGUGUUGUGUGACUACACUUUUUUUUUUAAAUUUUUUACAGCUCUAAGUCAGGGUUGCUCUUUCGAGGAGCUAAGUUAGCUUGUCAAGCUAGCAAACUAGUGACACGAAUAACUUUAUUGACAUAAUUGACGCAUCUCGCUUGUUGUCUAGCUAAUGUGUACAUUGUCCAUGAGUUGUCAAAACCAUGGGUAUGUUGUGUAGUUAUUAAAAAUUGCCAGUGUUGGCUGGGUUGAACGGACGUGUGUCCAGUAUGAGCGCAUCAGCUGGGGACAGAGAGCCUGGGAUCCCCUUGGAUAAUGCAAAGGAAGAAAUCAGUGGCCCUACCUGCACAGGAGAGAGCAGCAAACAUGACUCUGCAGUAUGCACAGGCAGCAGUGAAAUAAAGAGCCGCGCUGUUGUCAAGUACUCUGCUGCCCCACCUCCUACCACCUAUGCCUUGCUGCAGGAGAAGACAGACCUGAAGCUGCCUCCUGCCAACUGGCUGAGAGAAAACCCCCAGCUGGGCAGCGCUGGCACCACUAUAUUAGGGUCCAGCAGCAAGAGCAAGCCUUUCUCCAGUUUUGGGAUGGCUUAUGAUUUCAUUGACUGCAUCGGGGAUGAUGUUGACGUGGUAUCAGACUCAGAGAACAUCAAGAAGCUAUUGAAAAUUCCCUACAGCAAGUCCCAUGUCAGUAUGGCCGUUCACCGCGUAGGGAGGACAUUGCUUCUGGAUGAGCUGGACAUUCAAGAGCUUUUCAUGAGAUCUUCUCAGACAGGAGACUGGACAUGGCUAAAAGAGUUUUACCAGCGACUAAUUGAUCAGAAGUGGCAGAGGAAAAAAAAGAGUAAAGAGCACUGGUAUCAGAAAGCAAUCCUGUCAAAGUUCCUCUACUACAGUAUAAAUGGUGAUGGUGCUGCAGAGCCUGUACCAGACAACCUGAAUGAAGGGGAGGAGGAGAACGGGGCGGAGGAGUUCAGUUCUUCAUGGCCCACCGCCUUCACCAGCGCACCGUCUGAUGCAGAAGAAUCAGAUGCUCCCAAGGAGGAAAGUGUUUCUGUGGACAGCAAGUUUGCUCUGGGCCAGGUGACGUCUGUACCCAAAGAGCAAAACCUCCCUAUGCUCUUCAACGAAGGGGAGAACAGUCAGGGUUUAAGGAACGACUUUGUGCGAAACAUCAUGUGGACAUUUGAGGAUAUCCACAUGCUGGUUGGGUCCAACAUGCCCAUUUUUGGAGGUGGUCGCUAUCCUGCCGUCAGUCUGAGACUCAGGGACAACAAUAAACCAAUCAACAUUCUGACGGGUAUUGACUACUGGCUUGACAAUCUGAUGUGUAAUGUCCCAGAGCUUGUCAUGUGCUUUCAUGUCAAUGGAAUUGUUCAGAAAUAUGAGAUGAUAAAAACAGAGGACAUCCCCCAUCUGGAGAACUCGACUUUCUCCACGAGGGUGGUGAAAGACAUCGCCCAGAACAUCCUCUCUUUCCUAAAGUCCAACUGCACCAAAGAGGGUCACACCUACUGGCUGUUCAAAGCUAGUGGGAGUGACAUUGUGAAGCUGUAUGAUCUUACUACUCUGUGUGAGGAGGCUGAAGAAGAGAAAUGUCAGAAUCCCUUCACUCUUCCUGUGGCUGUGUUACUAUACAAAGUUGCCAGCAACUUGAUGCUGAAGGCGAGGCAAAACAGAAAGCACUAUGGCACAAUCAGAACUCUACUCUUGAACUGUGUCAAACUUCUGGAUCAGGAGAGGCAUCCCCAGAUCAUCGCUUCAGCCCACUACAUGCUGUCAGAGCUGUUCCAGCUCGAUGAGCCUCCCCAAGAAGAUUGCGGAGAGUCGCUCCGGGCUGGCGGCUCAGAGGACAGCUACAGCGACGAAGACAGGGAGGAGGAAGAGGAGGAGGCGGAGUUGACAGAGGACAGCGAUGAGAACGGCUCCUACAGCUCCUGCUCCAGCCCUGAUAGUAAAGCUGUGGCUGUGAUCCGCUCUGUAGGGGAGCUGUCUGUCCCGGAGAAAUACAAGUCCACUCACCAGAUCAGACCAAGUUGCGCUUUCCCUGUUUCUCAAGACAAGGAGGAGAAAUGCAGGCACGUCCUGAGCUACGUACUAAAGGGGCUGAAGGCAGUGGAUGGCACCAUCAAGAAGGAGAGUGAUCUCCCAGCUGCAGACCCUAACACACCCAUUCCUCUCAAAUAUGAGGACAGAAGUGAAAUCGGAGCCUGUGCUGCUGAGACAGGCAUCUCUCGUCUUCUGGAACGAGCGGGGCCGUUGCAGGCGGACCAGAAGCACCCAACACGCUCAGGGAUGAUCCCUGGCUCGUGGCAGCACCGGAUGAAACUGCAGCUCUUCCUCAAAGCCUCCAAGGCCUAUUACGUCCUGUCUGACGCAGCCACUAAUUUGCUGAAGUAUGGGCGAGCCUUGCGCUACAUCAAGCUAUCUCUGCAGUGUUACGAUGCCUAUUGUUCAGUGAGCGGUACACUGCACCCGCAGGUGCUGCAGUUUCACAGUCAGGGCCUGUCUCUGUGUGGGGACAUCCAGCUGAUGUUGGCCCAGAAUGCACACAACAGAGCAGCUUACCUGGAGGAAUAUAGCUACCAGACCAAAGAGGACCAAGAGAUCCUGCACAGUCUGCACAGAGAGAGUAGCUGUCAAGCCUUUAACAUGGCAACAGACCUGGCCAUGGACCCAGAGUACCAGCUGUUUGUUAGCAGUAAGUGCUAUGAGGCAGCGUAUGAACUGUUGGUCUCUGAGGCUCUGAAAGAUCAUGCCUCAGAUCAGCUGGCUCAGGUGCUCAAAAGGCUGGGAAACAUCCGCAACGAGAUGGGAGUCUACUAUAUGAACCAGGCUGCAGCCAUGCAGACUGAGAAAGAAGUGAAGAAGUCGGUGUCUGUAGCAGAGCAAGAGAUGUGGAAAAAGAGUUUUGCCUUCUUUGAGAAAGGCAUGAAGGACUUUGAAGCCAUCAGGGACAGCACCAACACAGCCUUGCUGCUGUGUAAUACUGGCAGGCUGAUGAGAAUCUGUGCACAGGCCCACUGUUCCAUCUCUGCCGACCAGAGCAGAGGGGAGUUCUCCCCUGAAGAAGCCCUCUACUACAACAAGGCCAUAGACUACUACUUGCGGGCUAUGAAGUCACUGGCAAGCAGAGAGAGCCACCCAGCGGUGUGGGACAGUGUAAACUGGGAGCUGUCCACUACCUAUUUCACCCUGGCUACACUUCUGCAGGACUUCGCCCCGCUGUCCAGGAAGGCGCAGGAGCAGAUCGAGCGGGAGGUGACUGAGGCGAUGCUGAAGUCCCUAAAGUACUGUGACCUGCAGACUGAGUCUGCUCGUCAGCCGCUCUACCAGUACAGAGCUGCUACCAUCCACCACCGCCUGGCCUCAAUGUACCACAGCUGCUUCCGCAACCAGGUGGGGGAUGAACACUUGAGGAAGCAGCAUCGGAGCCUGGCAGAGCUUCAUUACAGCAAGGCUGUCUGUUUGUUCCACAGCCUCAGAGAUGCUCCCUGUGAGCUGCUCCGCACGCUUCUGGAGAGGGUGGCCUUUGCUGAGUUUAUUAUGGCAGGUCAGAGCAGCAGCUCGGCUAAGCUCAAGAGCCUGACUGGAGCAAUGGAGAUCAUGACAGAAACUCACCACGCUCUCCAGCUGAUUCAUAAGGAGCUGCUGGAGGAGCAGGUAGAUUUGAGUGAACCAUACCCUGCUGAAUCAGCUGAUGUGGCCAGUGGCCCCACCUCAGGACUGAACCUCCAGGAAGUGAUGAAGCUAAUUGGUGUGUUUGAGCCAAGUUUUUCCUUCCUGCUGCUGCAGCUGAUCAAACUGAUGACGACAAUGAAACGGAAACCAAGCAAUAAGGAUGAGGAGCUGUUGAAAAGCUAUAAGAAUGUGUACUCCAAGCUACUGCGAGCUGAGAAAAACGCACCUCUCCUCAGCCGUAUCAUGCUCUACAUAGAGCUCUUGCAGCAGCUGAACCCGCAAACAGGAAGUGACAACACGGGUACGCAUUUGUGAUAAUGAAAUGACCGUGGCGAGGAAGACACUCAAGACUUUAACUCCACUUCUCUACACCUCGCCGGCCAUCCAAGCCCUACUCUAGGGAAGACUUGAUACCUGUCAUCUCAAAUGCUGUGACAGGAAACAACAAUUUACAGACCCCAUUAUAAACAGGCACAUGCUCAGGCAACACCGUAUUUACAGUUUCAAAUCUAACGUCACCUCCUGCGCCUUUCAAAGUAAUCAUCUUUUUCUAACAUUUGCAUCCCGGAUUUUGAAUUGUACAUUUUGUGAAAAUAAUUGUAAAUUCAGAAGAUUUUAAUUUUCUUAUUGCUUAAGCUGUUGUGUUUCAUAUGUAAAGCUUCUUUGCGUUGGAUUUAUUAUUGACUGUACCAAAUAUCACCUGGAUUGCCUCAUUUUUCUAUAAACAAAAACAUACGACAUAAGAAACAAAGAUGGUAUAAUCACAUUUAACUUUUACGCACAGUUGCUUAGAUAUAUUAUUUGGUACAUGCUUAGAAAACCGAUGAUUCAAUUUAAUAUAUAUUUGGCGUUUGUGAUAUUCAAUAACACCAAGAAUGCUGUGAAUAAAAUAGAAUGAAGUGUGACUGAUGGCUGACAAGUUAAAAACAAGUUCAAACAACAUUAUUUACUUUCCAAAACAACAUUGUGCAAUAGCUUGGCAACAUUCAAUGCAAAGUCAGAGGCUAGUUUGUCCACAUUGCUGUAUGUAGAAAUGUAAGUUUCUAUCAGCAUGGUUUGCUGUGAUAUAAAAAAUAAAAGUUUUUUUAAAAAUUUUAAAU